Messenger RNA from Prorocentrum cordatum, 1843 nucleotides. Lineage: Eukaryota; Dinophyceae; Prorocentrales; Prorocentraceae. The record is from the annotation of a GenBank genome assembly.
CGCCGCCAAGAGUGGCGGGCACACUGAUCCGCGGCCAUGUUGGCGCAAGCCAUGUUGGCUCAAGGCCCGAGAGAAGGGCGCCCUUUCCCGUAGAAGUGCGGACAGAGGGCUUCUGCUACACUUACUUACGAUGCGCACGCGCACGAUCAUGUCAGGAAGACGUUGGGAGCAGCUCGCAGUGGUCGCUCUCGUUCUGACGUCGCCCGCGGGCGCCCUCACGCCGGAGAGCCCCGACUCGCAACCCGUGCCGCGCUCUCGCCCAUGCCGGAGGCGCCCAGCUUCCUGGCGCCCGCUGCCGCCGAGGAGGUGCAGUCCCACGUGCGGGCCUGGUUCGAUGUGGUCGAGUCGGAGCUGGCGGCGGUCGACUACUCGAACCGUCCAGCCUGCGUGCCUAUCGCUGGCGCGUGCAUCACCCUGGUAGUCCACAUCUCAGAGAGCAGGUACGAGCUCCACUGUGGUGCGUUCAGUGGCUGUCGUGGCCCGCCACGGAAGGAUAUCCUGCACGUGAUCGUGCCAGGUCUCCCCGCUGAUGUGGACAUGUGCGUGCCCUUCGGCCUGCACGACGGCGCGCAAAACGUCCGUUCUGGCAACUUGGGCAUACCGGUCCUCGGCGCUAUGUAUCACCCGCUGUCUUCCACUAUUGUUGUGCCUUUCGCGAUGGGCAACGUCAGAUUUGCUCUGCCGUAUGUCAACACGCUGGGAAAGGGAUGUUGCCAUGUAACAGCACCAGCGCGCGCAUCAAGAAGGCCGUCUUCCGCGGCAGAACGCAGUGGAAGGGGAUGAAGUUCGGGACGUGCACGCAGAGCUGCGGCUGGGAAGACAAUGGCCGCUGGCUCCUUCACAUGCUUGGCGAGUCUCACCCCGACAUGUUCGACGCUUAUGUCACAAGAUCCACCAGAGAAGCAAUGGCAGCGACUUCCUGCCCUUGACGGAACAGCUGUGCAACUACCAGGUUAUACUGAACGUGGGGAGCGCCAACGACUAGGCCGAAAGACUCAGGCAGUGCUUUUACGGAAACGCCGUCGUCAUGUUGCCCGAGAAUCCGUUAUUCGAGUUUUUCAACAGCUUCAUGCGACCGUGGAGGCAUUUCUGGCCCAUCAUGUCUGACCUCAGUGAUGUCGUUGAACAAGUGUCCCAUGUCAUGUCGCUGUAGAACACGUCGCGGCAGCUGCAGGGUCAGAAGGAUUUUGACCGAAAGUAUUUGAGCGAGGAGUUGAUUCAUUAUUACAACAAGAUGGUUAUCAUGGAGUACGCCGCGCGGGUGAGGAACUUCGUCCACGGGACGCAGGCUGCCCAGAGCAGCGCCGCCGCAGAGGAGGCGAGGUCCCUCCUUAAGCUCGACGGUGGCCGUCGCUACCAUGAGCGCGAGUGCCCGCCCAGAUAUCCUAUUUGACGUGGUCAGUGCCCACGCAUUUCCCCUGUCAGCUCGGCGGGUUACAACAACAUCUGUUAUCAUGGAGUACGCAGCGCGGGCAAGGGGCUUCGUCGACAGGGCGAACCCUCUCGUCGCGGGGCUUCGUCGACAAGACCCAGCUAUCCGAAACAGUUUUAGGUAGGUUCCUGGCCAGCCCCAGCCAGGGGAAAUCCAGGAUAUGCUUUUCCUUUGUUGGCUCAGCUAUCCAAAACAGCGUCGCCGCAGAGGAGGCGAGGUCCCUUCUUAAGCUCGGCUGUUGGCUGUUGCCGACACUUCCAUGAGCGUGAGUGCCCACCCACUUCCACUUGACUUGCAUGUGUACGCUCAGCGCGGCGCGCAUUUGGCGCGUCGACUGUUCGUCGUCUGGUCACUGAUUGUUCCAUCGUUGUCAAAAAAGGUGGCGGGCACACUGAGGCUCCCAGAUGGCUG